UUCAUCCUUCACUCUCCUACACAGCUCACAGGAGUGUAUUAAGUUCUUUUAUUUUAUAGUGUGUGUGUGUGUGUGUGUGUGUGUGUGAGUGAAACCGGCAUGCUGGAUUCCAGAGCUGCUGCUGUUCAGACAGGACCCUGAUCACUGGUCUCUCUCUCUCUCUCUCUCUCUCUCUCUCUCUCUCUCUCUCUCUCAUCAUCCUCUCUCUUUCUCUCUCUUUCUCUCUCUCUCUCUCUCUCUCUCUCUCUCUCUCUCUCUCUCUCUCUCUUCUUGUCCUCCAUCACCCCUCUCCAGCUUUCUGCAGACCCUGGCUGCACCACUCAGAAUCAGUAAAUCAGUAAUAACACCAUGGGGACUGAAUAUCAAGCGCCGCCCCAACCUGCAGCCAACCUGACCACCAGACAGGUGAAGACCUUCCAGAAGAUGGAACCGAAAGCUUUAGGGUCGAUUCAGAUCAUCAUCGCAGUUUUGUGUCUGUGCCUGAGCAUCUCUGUGCUUCAGAUCUACUAUGAGGUUCACUUCACCCCCGACCUCAUCGUAGUGGUGGUGAUCGUCGUACAGAUUCUCGCCUCGGGUUCGAUCCUGAUCCAUGCUGGAAGGUUUCCUUCUCUUUUCUGGGUAAAGGCGACCCUGGCAGUUCACCUUGUGAGUGCUGCAUUCACCACGGCUGCUCUGGGCCUCCUGUCCCGCCACCUGCCCUACAGACAGGACUCAUAUCACUGCGAACACUGCCGGAGACUGGAGAUCUACGCUGUGCAACAAUAUUGUUUCAAGAAAUGCUCUAAUAUGAUCGAAAGAACCUGUAAACUCUUGAUUGACGGCUUUUUGACUACCUUGGUGCUGUUCCUGGUGGUCGAGCUGAUCGUGUGCAUCGUCACCGUUCUGUUUGGACUCAGUGUCCUGACUAAAGGAGGCCUGCAUCUUCCCGGUGUGGUUCAGCAUAUUGAGGGUCCACCAGCUCGCCCAGUCCUGCCUCACCCGGAGGUCGCACCUGCUCAGGUGGAGGUGGUGGAGGAGGUGAUGGUCCCUGAGGCAGCACAUGCACCUGAAACCCAGCUGACAGAAGCUUCCACUCCUCCCACUGAACCCCAGGUGGAGCCAAUCGACUCUAUAGCGGAGGUCUGAGUCAGGCGUCAUGUGACCAAGGUUCUCAUCACAAACAGGAGCAUUAAUCGUUUGAAUGGUUUCUUCAAGCAGAAUAUUUUGAUUGUUUUUUUUUUUUCCAGUUAGACAGUCAGGCUGGUGGGUUUCUGCUCUCGGAACAAAUCUCAGUAAAACUCCUGCUGGAUUUUCCACCAAUCAGAAACAAGGGUUGAUGAAAUGGAGGCCAAAAAUAAAACGUGAGCAUUUGCGUUAGCCUCGUAGCUCUAACCGAACGUUACGAAAUUAUGAUCAGUGAAUUAAAUAUUGAAUCCAGUUUAUUUCCCCUCAAACAUCUUGAAAUAGAUGAACCACCAUGACGCUGA
This is a messenger RNA of Silurus meridionalis, 1466 nucleotides long. RefSeq lists its product as uncharacterized. Bases 349 to 1125 code for a protein of 258 amino acids. The record is from RefSeq and is a predicted model, not a curated record. Gene Ontology annotation, cellular component: membrane. NCBI's taxonomy places the organism in Eukaryota, Metazoa, Chordata, Actinopteri, Siluriformes, Siluridae. The transcript is spliced from 9 exons.